Molecule: messenger RNA, 831 nt
Organism: Lachancea dasiensis
Lineage: Eukaryota; Fungi; Ascomycota; Saccharomycetes; Saccharomycetales; Saccharomycetaceae
Source: the annotation of a GenBank genome assembly
AUGGCAAAAACGUUGGCACAAGGAAGAAAGCCAGGCUCUGGACGGAAACCUGGUAAGGGGAAAACAUUGGCCCAGGGCAGGAAACCUGGGUCUGGCAGGAAACCGGGAAGUAAAGGUCACGUGACUAAGAAAGAUGCACUGACAGAUCUCAAUGCUGUUCUGCAAGCUCAAAUACAAAGUGAAGCGGGCCAAGCAGCCGUCGCGAUAGCUGCCGAAAGUUUGGGUGGGGGCAGCUUGUCCAGUUCCCACUCUAAUUCCAAGACAAGUAUGCAUUCCUAUGCUGAUUCGCCCGUGCAUCAGAUUCAGCGCCGCAAUCAGGUUAACAGAGGGCCUUUGCCUCUAUCCGUGAAUAGCGAUCCUUCGGCCACGGUUACGGCCGGGCUAACUUCUAAACCAGACAUGUAUUUGCAGCUGGGUAUCUCCGCCAACGCGCGGCCGACGCCUGCAAGCAUCUUUGAUGGCUCUGGUAGCUCAACAAAGACUCAUAUUGAAACCAACAAUGUCAACGGUAUUCACCACCCAAAUAUGUCACUGAAUCACACCUCCCGCAUUCCGGCAAUUGAAUUGUUCAACCGAACUCAAACGCCUCCUGUGUUACAACCGGCUACCAACGCGUUCAUUCCUGUGCAACCUUGGCCCUCCUCGCAGGCUCCUUCGUCGUUGUUACCUGCAUUUUCCCCUUUUGCACCUUCAAAUUUGGCGCAACAGUCGACGCGACCUAACACCUCGAGCUCGCAGCCCGUCAAAUAUCUUCCGGACCGUUUUAAUCUUUCGGGAGAUGCAGACUCUAUUGCAUCGUUUGCAACGCAUUCGAAUCUCGGUCGCGAAUGA